This is a messenger RNA of Amphibalanus amphitrite, 3471 nucleotides long. RefSeq names its product neurogenic locus protein delta-like. Gene Ontology annotation, biological process: multicellular organism development; Notch signaling pathway; cell communication. Gene Ontology annotation, cellular component: membrane. Bases 547 to 2856 code for a protein of 769 amino acids. The record is from RefSeq and is a predicted model, not a curated record. The transcript is spliced from 7 exons. NCBI's taxonomy places the organism in Eukaryota, Metazoa, Arthropoda, Thecostraca, Balanomorpha, Balanidae. Gene Ontology annotation, molecular function: calcium ion binding; Notch binding.
CGAGCUGGCGACGGCGCGUUCCCACGGUCAGCGCCAUUCAUGUUGAUGCUUGCAGCGUGCGCGCGGUAACAGAUGCGCGCGCGGACGAUGACGAUCUCGGUAUCGUCGGUAUCUCGCCGGUCAGUCUUCGAUCGUCGGCGCUUGGUCGGCGCAGUUGGCCGCAGGCGGGUUGGUGCGGGUUGUCGGGAGAGGCAAUGGAAAGGUGCGGUGUGCGACUCAUUGACCUGUGGCGAAUCUGAAUCAGUGCAGUGUGACUGUGGUUGGUGAUAGCGAAGCGAGACUCGAUUUUUAAGGAUACUACGCAGCUGGGAAUCAACGCUGGUGGCCAGGUGGCGCGUCCGGCGCAGGGGGCGGAGCCAGCCGGAGCGGCAGCGACGGGCCGCCGCCAGCCGCCAGUCUGGUCUGUGGCGGCAGCGGCGUGAGUGCGAGUCGAGGGCGCUGCGGUGUGAGUGGCCGAGAGAGCGAGAGAGAGAGAGGGAGGGAUAGUCGGUGAUCGGAGAUCCGGAGGUCCAUGUGCCCGUCUGUCGGCUUGUGAGUGCGAGCAUCAUGGCGUGCCGUCGGGCCGCCCCGGCGCACCCGCUUCUGGCACUGCUGGUGGCAACCGUCUUCGUCGCAUCGGCGAGCGCAGGCGGCGUAUUCGAGCUGAAGCUGCGCAGCUUCGAGAACAAGUUUGGACUGGAUGCCAUGGACGGCUGUUGCAGCGGCGGCAAAACGUCGCGAGGGAUUUGUGUAAAUCAGUGUGCCACCAAGUUCCGCGUGUGCCUGAUGCACUAUCAGCGAGUGAUCGACGAGCACCCUUCGUGCACGUUCGGAGAGUUCACCACGCCUGUGCUCGGCGGCAACACCUUCAAGGUGCAGGCCGGCGGCAACGGCUCGUUCGUCAACCCCAUCGCCUUCCCGUUCAGCUUCUCGUGGCCGGGAACGUUCUCGCUCGUCAUUGAAGCCUGGCACGAGAAGGCCGACAGCGACGAAGCAGCGUCGUUCGAAGCUCGCCACACGCUCGUACACCGGGUAACCAAGCAGGGCUGGCUGAACGCUGGCUCGGCGUGGACCCGUGGCGAGGGGCACACGGCGCGACACUCGGUCGAGUUCGAGUUCCGCGUCCAGUGCGACCCAUUCUACUACGGCGACUCGUGCAACAUCAUGUGCAAGGGCUCUCAGAGCAGCGUGUUCGGCCACUACGAGUGCCUGGAAAACGGCACCCGGAAGUGCCUGCCGGGCUGGACCGGCGACUACUGCACUAACGCCAACUGCAUGCCGGGAUGUCACUCCGAGCACGGCUUCUGCGACCAGCCCAACCAGUGCCAGUGCCGGUCUGGAUGGAAGGGCAAGUUCUGCGACGUGUGUGAGCGGUACCCAGGCUGCCGCAACGGUACCUGCUCCACUGCCUGGGGCUGCGACUGUCUGGAGGGCUGGGGAGGCCUGUUCUGCGAGCAGGACCUAAACUACUGCACCAACCACCGGCCCUGCAAGAACGGCGGCACCUGCUACAACACCGGCCAGGGCAGCUACACGUGCGAGUGUGCGGCCGGCUUCAACGGCACAGACUGCGAGAUCGAGGAGGGCGGCUGCGCGCGGCACCCGUGCCUGAACGGCGGCACGUGCGGCGACACGGGCGACAACUACACGUGCAACUGUCCGCGCGGCUGGACGGGCCACCGCUGUGAGACGGCCGCCGAGACGUGCUCGGAUCGGCCGUGUCAGAACGGCGGCACGUGUCAGAUGGAGCUGGACCGCUACCAGUGCCGCUGCCCGCGCGGCUUCAAAGGCACCAACUGCGAGCAGCGCGACACGUUCUGUACGCCCGACACGUGCCAGAACGGCGGCAACUGCGUCAACGAGCCCGACGGCUACCGCUGCGUCUGUCCGGUCGGUUUCUCCGGCACCAACUGUGAAGACAACGUGGACGACUGCGCCGUCAACCCGUGUCGCAACGGCGGCACGUGCUACGACGAGGUGAACGCGUUCCGCUGCAUCUGCAUCCCUGGCUUCAUGGGCUCGGUAUGUCAGAUCAACAUCGACGACUGCCUGACGAACCCGUGCGCCAAUGGAGGCACGUGCCAUGACCACGUCAACUCGUUCAUGUGCACGUGCCGGCCGGGUUUCACCGGUCCCGAUUGCAGCGUGAACGUGGACGAAUGCGCCGGACAGAUGUGCCAGAAUGGAGGCACGUGCGUGGAUCGGGUGGGCGACUUCGAGUGCCGCUGUCGCGAGGGCUACGUCGGCGAGCUGUGCCAGUUCGAGGGGGUCGUCCCCGAGUGGGCGCAGCGCCGACUCGGCCUCGAGGGCUCGCUCGGACAGGCGCCCGUCGAGGCCGACAUGCCCGACGAGCACGUGGUACUCAUCUCGACAUUGUCCGUGUCGGUGCCGGCGCUCGUGCUGGUCUCGAUCGCCGCCAUCCUGUGCAUGAAAUACCGGCGGCGACGGGCCGCCGAGAAAGCGGACGACGAGGCACGCCGACAGAACGCCGAGAACGCCUCGGCAGGCAAGCGCCAGUUCGAGGAGAACAUGAUCGUGAACGCGCUCGACUAUCCCUCGUCCAAAGUGAAAAACAUUGAGGACCCGCCGUACUCUCUUGAGCCGGCCAAGUCCCAGAAGCAGCUGAACAUUGACCCGGCGCGUCGGGCGCCUGCAGUGAACAGUGCUUCAGCGAGCUCCGCCUACGAUAAGGUCGACUUUGAGACGGCGUGCAGGACGUCACCCGCUCUCAAAGUGUGCGUCGACGGCGGCGGACCGUCGACGUUUUCCGACGCGUCGUGCGCGCGCGCCGCGCCCAACCGGACUGGGGUGUAUGUUAUCGACGAGCACGGUGCCGACUCGUCGUUGGCGGAGGGCAUGUACGCGACGGAGGUAUAGCCCGGGCGCGCCAGCGCUACCCGGGCGCCGCCGCCAACAGUGUACCUGCCAGCCCUGCAGUCCGUACCAAAGGUUAGAUGUGCUAAUUUAUUCCGGAGUUUUUAUAUUGUGAUGGCCGGCCGGCGGCCGGCGGGGCGGGGGAGGGUUGUGUCCGGGACGAGGACCUGGACUGAUCUCGGGUGCUGCAGUUCGCUGGGACUGCCGGUGCGGGCGGCGCCCCUCUGAGGAGGCGGGACCGCCGCCGCGCCCGGCAGGACCCAGCGGGCGUCUGAACUAAGUCACCGUGAAAGCAGGAUAGACACAUUCUCUGAUGUAGACACCCGGACAUUCUCUGGUUUUGGCAUUUUCUGUCGUAUUGACUGCGGUGUUGAUUGUGCCGGACCGCCGCGCACAGAGCUUUUCCCAGUGACACAAGUAUUGUUACAUGCCACCCAUGUAUCGCCGUGUGUUCAUCUGCGAUCUUUCAAACUGAGGCUUGUUUCUUGUUAAGCUUUUUACCACGAUCGCGGUUUGGUGGUAUGUAUGUCGUGUAUCAAUGAGUAUUUAUGUGUACAGAUAUGUGUAUUGUGUAGUUAUCGAUUCUGAUAUGAUAAUAAAUGCAAUUUGUACCAUUAA